Messenger RNA from Vanrija pseudolonga, 1443 nucleotides. Its product is annotated as Beta-glucosidase 1B. NCBI's taxonomy places the organism in Eukaryota, Fungi, Basidiomycota, Tremellomycetes, Trichosporonales, Trichosporonaceae. Gene Ontology annotation, molecular function: beta-glucosidase activity. Gene Ontology annotation, biological process: carbohydrate metabolic process. The transcript is spliced from 5 exons. The record is from RefSeq and is a predicted model, not a curated record. The coding region runs from base 1 to 1443 and encodes 480 amino acids.
AUGACCGCCACCACCACCGAUCAGCACCACGGCACCCUGCCCGCAGGCUUCCUCCGCGGGUUCGCGACGGCGUCGUACCAGAUCGAGGGCGGACACGACCAGGACGGGCGCAAGCCGAGCGUGUGGGAUGUCGCGCUCAAGGACAAGGACAACGGCGACGUCGCGUGCAACUCGUACAACAUGAUCGAGGAGGACAUUGCGCUCCUCAAGUCGCUCGGCGCAAACGUCUACCGCUUCUCCAUCAGCUGGUCGCGUAUCGUCCCCCUCGGCGGGCGGAACGACCCUGUCGAGCCCCGCGGAAUCGCGCACUACUCCAAGUUUAUCGACCGCCUCAUCGAGGAGGGCAUCACGCCGUUCGUGACCCUUUUCCACUGGGACCUCCCCUAUGCGCUGCAGGAGCGCUACGGCGGCUUCCGCGCGACGGGUGAACAGCGCGAGGAGCUCCUCCUUGACUGGGACCGCUACGUGCGCGUGUGCUUUGAGGCGUUUGGCGAUCGCGUCAAGCACUGGAUCACGCACAACGAACCCCUGAGCUACGUCUACUGCCACUUUGCUUUCACCGACGACUACAAGCUGGACGAGAAGUGGACUGUUGGCAAGAACAUCCUCAUCACACAUGCACGGGCGGUUGACAUCUACCGCAAGGAGUUCCAGCGUCCCGACACGGUCAUCGGCAUCGCGCUCCAGUCCGAGUGGGUCGAGCCGAUUGACGACAGCCAGGCGGCCAAGGACGCCGCCCAGCGUGGCAUGGACGUGUCGAUCGGGUGGUUUGCCGACCCCAUCUACCUCGGCAAGCCUAAUGCCACUGUUGAGAAGCUCGCGCCGGGCGCGUACGACUUUACGGAGGCCGAGUGGGCCAUCCUGAGGGGGUCGUCCGACUUCUUCGGAAUCAACCACUACUCGACGCAGUUGGCGACCGGCAAGAUUAUCACCGAAGACCCGCCCAUUAUCAACACUAUGUUCGGCUCGAUCGAGAUGACGCAGGAGCCUGGAGGCGUGCCCAUCGGCCACCGCGGACACGACGGCCACCCAUACACGGUCCCCUGGGGCUUCUACAAGCUGCUCAAGUACAUCCACGCGACGUGGACCAACGCUGGCGUCAGCUACAUCCACAAGGACAUCCCGACAUACGUCACGGAGAACGGAUACGCCGAGCAGGAUGAGCGUCAGUAUACGUUUGAGGAGAGGAUCAACGACAAGAACCGUGUCAACUACUUUGAGGGAUACCUCGCUGCCCUGGUCGGCGCCGUUCAGGAGGGCGUGCCCGUUGCGGGGUACAUGGCAUGGAGCCUGCUUGACAACCUCGAGUGGACGAGCGGCUACAAGCCGUGCUUUGGCGUCACUGUUGUCGACAUGGACGGUGGUACGUUCAAGCGCACGCCCAAGAGCUCGGGGCUGUACAUCAAGCGCUUCUUCGACGAGGCCGUAGCGUCAAAGGCGUAG